GGCCACUCUAACGGCCGGUUGAUUAGAGGCGUUGGCAUAGCUGCCGUCUGUCUUUUGCGCCGGCUGAGGCGGUUGGCUGCUGGGGAGAAUGGGGUGGGUAUCCACCUUAGGUUGAGGACACCAAAGGGUAGGAAUAAUCUUUUGUCCCUUUUGGAGAGACACCAUGAGAAGAUACAUGCAGGUCCCUCUCUCUGAGGCCGAUGGAGUCUUCAGAUACAGCCGGACACGGAGACGAACGUUUUUCAGUUUUGGAGUCUGUGGCUGCUGCGGCCCUCUGAGGCCUCGCUACAAGCGCCUUGUGGACAACAUUUUCCCCGAGGACCCCAAGGAUGGCCUGGUCAAGUCAGACAUGGAGAAGCUGACGUUCUACGCCGUGUCUGCCCCGGAGAAGCUGGACCGCAUUGGGGCUUACCUGGCCGAGAGACUGACCCGGGAUGUCUUGCGACACCGCUACGGUUACGUCGUCAUCGCCAUGGAGGCCCUGGACCAGCUGCUGAUGGCGUGCCACUCGCAGAGCAUCAAGCCCUUCGUGGAGAGCUUCCUGCACAUGGUGGCCAAGCUGCUGGAAUCCCAGGAGCCAGACCUGCAGGUCCUUGGGACCAACUCGUUUGUCAAGUUUGCCAACAUUGAGGAGGACACGCCUUCCUAUCACCGGCGCUAUGACUUCUUCGUGUCCCAGUUCAGUGCCAUGUGCCAUUCCACUCACGAGGACAUAGAGACCCGGACCAGGAUCCGCGUGGCAGGCAUCCGCGGCCUGCAGGGCGUAGUGAGGAAGACUGUGAACGACGAGCUGCAGGCCAUCAUCUGGGAGCCGCAGCACAUGGACAAGCUCAUCCCCUCCAUGCUGUUCAACAUGCAGGAGGCCGACGAGUUCGACAGGACGGGCCACCCAAGCUCCCCAGCAGGCACGGAGCGUGAGGAGAACCCGGCGGUGCUGGCGGAGAGCUGCUUCAGGGAGCUACUGGGGAGGGCAGCCUACGGCAACAUGAACAACGCCGUGCGGCCUGUGCUUGUGCAUCUGGAUAACCACCACUUGUGGGACCCCAAUGAGUUUGCGGUGUCCUGUUUCAGGAUCAUCAUGUACUCCAUACAGGCCCAGCAUUCGCACCACGUGAUCCAGCAGGUGCUGAGCCACCUGGACACCCAUAACAAGGACACGCCUCGGGUGCGAGCUGGCAUCGUGCAGGUUCUCCUGGAGACCGUGGCCAUCGCCGCCAAGGGAUCUGUCGGCCCCACGGUGCUGGAGGUGUUCAACACGCUGCUGAAGCAUCUGCGCAUGAGCGUGGACUUCGAGAUGGGCGGCGACUCCAGACGCACCUCCUCCGCCAGCGUGGUGUCGCGCACCAAGGAGAGCGAGGAGAGGAUCGUCCAGAACGCCAUCAUCCAGACCAUCGGCUUCUUUGGGGGUAACCUUCCGGACUAUCAGCGGGCGGAGGUGAUGAUGUUCAUCAUGGGCAAAGUGCCCGUGGACGAGGCACCCAGCCUGGACACCGCCAAGAUCGGGCAACUGGGCAUGAAGCGGAUUCAGAUGAUGCUCCUCAGCUCACUGAUCAUGGUGACGUCCGGCUUCAAGGCGAAGACCAUGUCUGCUGCCCUGCCCCCACCCUUCUUGGAUCCGCUCUUCUCCGUCUCCCUGAUGGAGGACAGUGAGCUCAGGCAACUGGUGCUGGAAAUCCUUCACAACAUCAUCGAUCGCCACGACAACCGGGCCAAGCUCCGGGGCAUAAGGAUUAUUCCCGACGUUGCGGCCUUGAAGUUCAAGAGGGAGAAGAUAUCCAAACAAGAUGUCAGCUUUAUGAAGAAGCAUGGGCAGCAACUGUACAGGCACAUCUACCUAGGCUGCAAGGAGGAGGACAACGUCCACAAGAACUUCGAGCUGCUCUUCACGGCCCUGGCCCUCAUCACCAUCGAGCUGGCCAACGAGGAGGUGGUCAUCGACCUCAUCCGGCUGGCCAUCGCACUGCAGGACAUGUCCCUGGCCAACGAGGAGAACAUGCCCAUGUUCAUCCGCUGCAGCAUCAUGGCUCUGGUGGCGGCCUACCUGAACUUCCUCAGCCAGAUGAUCGCCAACCCGCCGUUCUGUCAGUACGUGGGCAAGGUCCUUGAGAUGAGGAACCUAGAGGCUCCCUAUCUUCUACCUGAGCACGUCUUCAGGGAGAAAUGCCCGCUGCCAGGUUCCCUCGACAUGGAUGACCAGAACUUGUACUUUCAGACCCACGAGAUCGCCGAGCUGUUGGCCGGCCCGAGUUACGGCGUGGACCGGCUGUCGGUGGCAUAUGUGCCACAGGUGACAGAUGAAGACCGCCUCUCCAGAAGGAAGAGCUUUGUAGACACGAUGUCUCUCCAGGUGGACAUCGUCUCCAGCAGCUUACCAGACAAGUCCCAGCUGGCUGAAGAGAUCACCUUCGAGACUCUGAAAAAGGCCAUCGACACGACGGGCAUGGAGGAGCAGGAGAAGGAGAAGAGGAGGCAAGUGAUUGAGAAGUUCCAGAAGGCUCCGUUCGAGGAGAUCGCGGCCCACUGCGAGUCGAAGGCCAAUAUGUUGCAUGACAGAUUGGCGCAAAUUUUCGAGCUGACGAUCCGGCCCCCGCCCAGCCCGUCUGGUGCCGUGACGAUCACCGCUGGGCAUGCCCAGUACCAGUCCGUCCCCGUGUACGAAAUGAAGUUCCCUGAUCUGUGUGUUUAUUAAUUCCGCUGCUUUUAUGCUCUCUGCUGGCACCACUGCCACCAUAUCAGGAGCUCAUCUUCUGUGAACCACCUUCUGGGGAACUCGCUUUUAAAAAAAAAAAAAAACAUGUUCUUAUCCAUUUUUUAUUUAUUUGUUUUUUUUUUGGGGGGGGGGACUUGCACGAUUGCUGGAGAUAUGAAAGGUUAUCUUAAAGGUAGGUAGAUAAGAAUCUGCCCCUCCCCAUUAGAAAAUCUGACGUCAGAUGUUUGAGAUAUUUGACUCCUGAAAGUUUUAGCUGACUUUGGGGGGGGGGGGUGCCUUAUUUUAAGAGGCACAAUGAAAGCCUUUGUGUUGAGUCAGUUCACAUAUCUUGACCUUCUGAAGAAAAAUGAUCAACUUGUACAAUGUAUUUGUGCCCUAAGGCUACUGGAUUUAUGCAACUCUGAUGCAAUCGUGGCAUUUAGGGUCUCUGGUGCUCUGUGGCGGGGAUGGUCGCCUCGACAGUGAGGUCGGCCUGUCACACUGUCAGCUGAGGAUUCUGGGAUGUUGAAUUGAAUGGUUUUUGUAAAAUCUUUGUACGCAGAUCAGGUAGUCAGUCAGUCAGGGAUAAGUAUACUGAUUCAAAGUUAAUUUCAGGGUUGAUAUAAAUGUAUACUGUAUCUUGGACUAUUUGACAGUUAUAAGGGUUAUAUUCUGUGUAUAGUGUGAUAUUUAGGUUUGUCUGCAUGAUGAUGGUGCGAGACACACUUCUCCUAAACGGGCCUCCACACCAGUAUCUUGGCGAGUCUUCAGAGGAUCCUAUCUUGCGGGUUUAGCUUCCUUCGAAGGCAGACUUUGAAGACUAAAAGCAGACCGUUGAGUCUGUCGAGCGACACCUACGUUAAAGGAUGAGGGUGAGAGGCAAGCUAGGCCGUCUUCAGCCAACCUUUGCCGCCAAGAGCUUGCCCGUCGGCAGUGUCAACCGCGUGACUCGGUGUGUGACAUUAAGCGGUAUCCAUGUCGACACGAGGAUAAGCGGUGCUUCUUUUUUGGCGGGAAAAUGUAGACGUGCCACUGGAGGUGGUUCAUCAGUGGCGGUCACAUUCGGGGUGAAAGCCAGUCCUUCCCAAAGACUGUUAGUCUGCAUGUAUCCAUGGGGUAGAGGUUCCGCUGGAAAAGAGACCUUGUUCUGUGACUUGCGAGAGGCAUUUACGAAAACUUAAGUGCAGUUUCAUUUUACUACGUAGAGUGCAGUUGACGGACUCUGUCAUUUAAAUCUAUGUAACAUACCAGCAUUUCUCAACUCAUAAAAACGACAGCAAUGGAAACGUAGUAUAUUCUACCAUUUUAUCAAUAUAAACUUUAAAUUCUGCAAUGCCACAGCUGUUGACUUGUCUUAUAAUGUAAUUCUGUAGUCGGGUAAAAGUAUAAGAACAUAGUUUGCAUGGGCGCUGACGAGGCACCUCCAGGCUGGUCGUCUCAAAGCUUUUUGUUCGGAAAAACAUUCUAAGUCGCACUGUGCGUUAAACGCUUGGCACGUCCGCCAUCUUAAAUUCUGUGGGCCUGACGCAAAAACUGUAGUGCAGCUCUCGGACGUUCCCUUUACCCGCCUGCCCUGCAUAAUCGGUCCAGGCCACAUGCCGGGACUGCCGCCUGGACGACAUGCUAGCAUUGGGCAGCCUUCGGAAGCGCACGUGUGCGCAAAAUCAAAAAUCUGCCCGCUGAGGCUUCCGGAGGAAUCCCUUCGAAGAAUCACUCGUGUGUUGGGAUUCCCGUCUCUUCAAUCACCUGCCAAAGCUGUUCGAUAUCCUGUCGAUUUAAUUGUCUGAAUAGAAUUUGCUUUUACACUUUUUAAGCAAUAAAUAGCAUAUAUAGAUAUGUAGAUGUGUCUCCUGAAGAGUAUUUAGUAUAUUUUAUCUUUGUGAUUUUUACAGCAGACUUGCUGAUUGUACGCGCUUCCCUGCACAUAUUCCGGAAUGCAGGAAGACCAAUAAAGCAGCUUUCUCAUGAUCCGAAUCCGGUAUUUAGGAAGUAGAAGUAGAUGAAAGUGGGUUGAGGAAAUGACGAUCAAUUUUGCUGUCGUUUGUAUAUAGAGAGACUUUGGUGCUGCCGGGCCAUUGGCUGACGUGGCUGGCAGACCCUACAUCAUAAUGUUUAUGUUGCUGAAAUGCACCGUGCCACUUGGGGAAUACUUCGGUUUCCGUUCACGCAUUUGCCCUUUCGCUAUGCGUUUGCUGUACACUGUGGAGGGGGGGGUGCAGGUUGUAUAUGAAUUCAGUCAGUGAGGUGUUGCACUAAACCGACGAAUGGAUGCGGCUCUAUGGUCUGACUGCUUCUCCUUGGCGUUGGGAUCUGUAAUUGGACCCACUGAGCCGCCUCUUGUCGCGGUUUUGGGUUUCCCUCUAAUCGCCGUCUCUCGAGCGGCUACGCACACAGGGCGCUCUUUGUGAACGGCUCCUCCGCUCUCAUGUUCUCUGGGCCAAAUCUUCCUCAUAUUAUCUCCUCUGUUUUGUCUCCUCUUUCAUGCGCGCUGAUCAGAUAACGGAGAGUCCUCUGAGAGAGCCUCGGGACAGAAGCGCGGCGUUUACCUGCCGUAAAUAGCGGCUGUUUCUGGCUCUUUCAGAAGGACGGCACCUGUUAUUUGCUGGAAAUAAGCCCCUUGUUGACCUCUGGGGUGGCUGUAUGACUGAAUGCAGGCUUUACAGGGGUUUCGCUGGCUGUGUAGCUGUUGGAUGUAUUUAUAUCUAUAUAUACCGUAUUUUUUUAUAUCCGCAUCCCCUUAUCACGUUACUGAGCCGUGAGUUUCACGCACAUCGCGCAGUGGGGACUUUGCACAUCAUUAUCGAUUAUAAAUGGCGCUUGGUGUCAUCGCAACACCGUGGGUUAUGCUUUAGUCUUUGUUUUUGACGUGUGAUCCGAGCUUUAGGUUCUCUCUAAGUAGGAUCGGUACUGGUCCUGCUUCUUGCGAAUGCCCCCGCCUUCCCCACAGCAGCAGGUGGUGCCGUUUUCCCCUGGCCGCGUCGAGAGGCUUUUCUCAGACGGUCUGGAACGGAGUGGAGCCUCGCAAGGUCUUUUGUACGUGUUGCACACUUAGCCUCUUUCAGACUGUGUCUAUAGCAGAUUAUGCUCUGAAUCGAACACUGUAUCAGUAGUACUUUGUGCAUCAAGUGCAGUUUAUUGUAAGAGUACAGAUGGUCCAAUUAAAGUUUUAUAUUAAAACCUAAA
Paramormyrops kingsleyae is the source of this 5872-nucleotide messenger RNA. RefSeq names its product EFR3 homolog A (S. cerevisiae) (gene efr3a). NCBI's taxonomy places the organism in Eukaryota, Metazoa, Chordata, Actinopteri, Osteoglossiformes, Mormyridae. Gene Ontology annotation, biological process: protein localization to plasma membrane. The record is from RefSeq and is a predicted model, not a curated record. Gene Ontology annotation, cellular component: plasma membrane.